CGAGUCGUUGCAUCCGUUCUCGCGGGUCGCUUCGCUCGGAUCGGUUCAUCCGUCUGUCUGUCCGUCCGUUUUACGGAUGUAGGUACCCACAAAACCGCCCAUUGUCCGUGUGGAGGUACCGCACGAAUGCGACCGGCAAUUAUCGGCGCCGGUGCUGCUCUUACGGUACAAUUACCCGACCAAAUAACCGGCACUUAGUGACAGAAAUUAGCGGUUACCUUAUUGAAUUAUAUUAGUGAUAUAAACAUUAGUUCGCGACUGUUGAACAUCGUUCACUUGCUUCCUUUAUACUUAGUAGUUGGUAGGUAGGUACCUACCUACGUAAUAAUAAUAAUAAUAAUAAUAAUAAUAUUACAUAGGUACAGAUACGUUAUUUUUGUAUGUGAAUGUGACGCUACUGUCUGCUGCAGAAUGCACGGUAAUUUGGCUAAUUCGUGAAAUCGGUAAUUAGACACAAGGCCGGUGAUUAGCGGGGCUAAUUGGGCGCACAGUUGGAGGAGCUGCCGUCCGAUUCUUCUUCUUCUUCUUCCACUUCUUCCGUGGACAACAUGAGUUGCGCGUAUUCCUACCAACUGCAAGCUACCUCCUCUUCACCUCCUGCUGCUACCGGUGCCGAUUUCCUCGAGGAACAUCCCAGCCUUCGAGGCACCCCCUUGGCCAUGUUGGCGGCCCAAUGUAACAAACUGUCCAGCAAGUCCCCACCUCCUCUGGCAGACGCCGCCGUGGGAAAAGGUUUCCAUCCGUGGAAAAAGAGUCCCCAAGGAGCCGGGUCCCCCAACCAAGCCACAACCGGGAUAUCCGUAGCGAGUUCCCUUGCUCAAAGGUCCUCAGCCUCCUCAAACAGUACUUACUCCAGUCGACCCGUGAUGACGUCGUGCUCAAACGUUCCCACCACUUCAUCUUACGGCAGCGAUCUCUAUUUCCCAGGAGCCACUUCACAACCCAGUGUUUCCGAAAACUCCCACAUUCACCAUCACCAGAGUGCCCUGUUGGGCAAAGUUGAUGGGACGACAUCGGCACAUCACGCGGCUUUGGGAUCCGUCUACUCGCGACAUCCUUACGAAUCGUGGCCCUUCAACACCAUGUCCAGUGCGACCCACCAUGGAGGUAUCAAAACCGAUUCCGUCGCUUCAGCUAACGCGUGGUGGGACGUCCAUUCUGCAACAGCCGGGAGCUGGUUGGACAUGAGCGGAGCGGCUGGUAUGCAUGCCCAAAUGGCCGCGGCCAAUUAUGCGUCGUCCGAUUAUUCCACCUUGACCCAUUCCCUGGCCGCUUCGAAUCAUCUUCUGUCCUCUGGUCAGCACCUUCUUCAAGACACUUACAAAUCGAUGUUGCCAGGUGCCCAAUCGGUCGGGGCGUCUUUCGGUCUCCACCACACGGGUUCGGCAUCUUCGCCAACGUCAGCAGCGACGUCGCUCCCUACGCAGGUUCCUUCGCCUCGAUCUCAACGGAGGUAUACCGGUCGCGCCACUUGCGACUGUCCGAACUGUCAGGAAGCUGAACGUCUCGGACCUGCCGGCGUCCACCUCAGGAAGAAGAACAUCCACAGUUGUCACAUACCCGGUUGCGGGAAGGUUUACGGGAAAACUUCCCAUUUGAAGGCGCAUCUUCGGUGGCAUACCGGUGAGCGACCGUUCGUGUGCAACUGGCUAUUUUGCGGGAAGAGGUUCACGAGGUCCGACGAGCUACAGCGUCACCUGAGGACGCACACGGGAGAGAAAAGGUUCGCGUGUCCGAUAUGCAACAAACGCUUCAUGAGGUCCGACCACCUAGCGAAACAUGUGAAAACGCACAAUGGAAACGGCAAGAAGGGCAGCUCAGAGUCAUGCAGCGAUUCCGAAGAGAACAGUCAAAGCGAUCUUACAAAUAACGUCAAUAGCCCGGCAUCGAUUAACCACACGCCACCCCCUUCUGCGCCAAUCGGUAGUAUGGAUAUGGUGACGGGGUUAGAUGUUAAACCGCCGGGGUUGGUUUGAGGCCACUGGGGCCCGAAGCUGCUCUACCCCAGUGAAAGCGCCUGGUGGCCCCCGAUAUAACGGAGUGAUUUUGUACAUAAAUUAGAAACAGUUUAAUUCAAGAAUAAUAUUUAUGUGCUAAAGUCCCGAACUGUUUCCCACUUAUUUGAUUCUUUCAUGAUUUUUGACAGUAUGGUAAAAUACGAAGCAGUAAAUUAAUUAUUGGGAAUCAGUACGACGGAUGUUGUUUAUUAGUCAUACAGUUGAGUUGUAUAAAGGUUUGUACAUAUUAUCCUCGUGGGCUUACACGGUAUAAUCUAUGUCGUCUGUAAAUAAUUGUGCGAAUAAAUGAAAGGUAAUAAAGUAACACAUACAUACAUAGGUACAUAUGCGUAUAUGAGCAUCGAUCUUUUCAACAAUAAAUUUAAGUGACGAUGGCCUGUGAAAUGUUCUAUUAACAAAAACAAAUGACAUCCAUCAUGAGCAGAACCGUACAUAUUAUAAAUAUAAUAA
Agrilus planipennis (emerald ash borer) is the source of this 2468-nucleotide messenger RNA. It is a transcript of the gene Sp8, whose product is annotated as transcription factor Sp9. The coding region runs from base 549 to 1976 and encodes 475 amino acids. The record is from RefSeq and is a predicted model, not a curated record. NCBI's taxonomy places the organism in Eukaryota, Metazoa, Arthropoda, Insecta, Coleoptera, Buprestidae. Gene Ontology annotation, molecular function: RNA polymerase II cis-regulatory region sequence-specific DNA binding; DNA-binding transcription factor activity, RNA polymerase II-specific. Gene Ontology annotation, biological process: regulation of transcription by RNA polymerase II. The transcript has 2 exons.